This is a messenger RNA of Oncorhynchus kisutch (coho salmon), 2857 nucleotides long. RefSeq names its product arfaptin-2. Gene Ontology annotation, cellular component: trans-Golgi network membrane. Bases 284 to 1543 code for a protein of 419 amino acids. The transcript has 11 exons. Lineage: Eukaryota; Metazoa; Chordata; Actinopteri; Salmoniformes; Salmonidae. Gene Ontology annotation, molecular function: protein domain specific binding; phospholipid binding. The record is from RefSeq and is a predicted model, not a curated record. Gene Ontology annotation, biological process: intracellular protein transport; regulation of Arp2/3 complex-mediated actin nucleation.
GAUGUCGUCAUCUGUUCGACGUGGCGACUUGACGUAACAUUACGUGUAGGGCCAGAGGAGGGAGGGAUUGGGCUUUAGGGAUUUUAUCUGCAUACUGUGCUCGGUUCUACCCGGGGAUGCUAACGGAAUCACGACUACAAUCAUGCGUUCAUCAACAGACGAAAAAUAAACAUUGUAACGGUGUUAUUCCGUUUAUAAUAGUAAUAUUUUAUGAAAUACCGUGCAGAAUAAGCAGCAACAUUUGACAUUUUGGGAGACUGGACCUACACAGCAGACCACCACCAUGGCAGACAGUUUUAUGGGCAAGGCAGCUACCAUGGAGAUUCCUAUCAACAGCAAUGGAGAGACCCUGGCUGAGGAUGACAGUUUGGAGCAGGCUGCAAAGAUUCAGUGGACCUUAGAUGAGAAGGACUUGCAGCAGGUGAUGGUGUCUGGUCCCAACCUGAAUGAGACCAGCGUCGUGUCUGGAGGCUAUGGAGGACCUGCAGGGGGCAUCAUACCCACCUCCUCCAUCAAAGGCCCUGCUAUCCGCUUCAACCCUCAGUAUGUGGACAGGAGAAGCCCCCCUGCCCCUAACUGUGCCCCUGUCCCUGGAGCCGAAUCUCAGCCCACAGACCUGCGAAUGAAGUCCAGGGGACAGGGUGUAGGUCUGGUCUCCAGCCAGUCAGCAGCCAGAAUGAUAACCAACCAGAACCAGACCGGCCAGACAUUCACAGGAUCGGGGAUGCACCACAGUAACAGCAACCAGAACAUGUCAGUGGAGGAGGCUAACCGUGGUGUGGCUGUGGAGAAACUAGACAGCGUUAAGAAGUGGGGCAUCAACACCUACAAGUGUACCAAGCAGAUGUUCUCUGAGCGGUUCGGCCGUGGUUCUCGGACGGUGGACCUGGAGCUGGAGGCCCAGAUAGAUGUGCUCAGGGACACCAAGAGGAAGUACGAGUCUGUCCUGAGACUGACCAGCGCCCUGACCAGCCACUUCUACAACAUGGUCCAGACCCAGCAGGCCUUGGGGGACACCUUCGCAGACCUCAGCCAGAAAUCACCUGAACUUCGGGAUGAGUUUGGCUACAAUGCGGAGACCCAGAAGUUGUUGUGUAGGAAUGGGGAGGCUCUGCUUGGUGCCAUCAACUUCUUUGUGUCCAGCAUCAAUACACUGGUCAACAAGACCAUGGAGGACACACUGAUGACCAUCAAACUGUACGAGGCUGCAAGGCUGGAGUUUGAUGCGUACAGGGCCGACCUGGAGGAGUUGAGUCUGGGUCCUCGUGAUGCUGCCACCAUGGUGCGUAUAGAGGUGUCCCAGCAGCAGUACCAGGUGCAGAGAGACAAGUAUGAACGGCUGCGCUCAGAUGUCACCAUCAAACUCAAGUUCCUGGAAGAGAACAAGGUGAAGGUGAUGCACAAGCAGCUGCUUCUCUUCCAUAAUGCUAUCUCAGCCUACUUCGCUGGGAACCAGCAGCAGUUGGAACAGACACUGAGACAGUUCAACGUCAAGUUAAAGCCCCCAGGGUCAGACAAGCCCUCCUGGCUGGAGGAGAGCUAGAGUGAUUAGCUCCCAGUCCUCUGGGCCUGUAUCAAGCAUCUCCGAGUAUGAAUACUGAUCCAAGAACAGUUUUGCCUUUUAGAUCAUAAUGAAUCAGAUUAUAUGGACAGGCAGGACUUGAUCUUAGAUCAGCACUCCUACUCUGAGAUGCUUGAUACGUACGGCCCCAGGUCUCAGUCAGGUCUCUGGUAUAUAUGGGACACACAGAUGGAGAGACACACUGGGCUUUCAAGAAACAAGAGGACUGGAUAGACGGAUGAACAGAUAUAUGAAAUCUACACGAACUGUAUAUAAAAACCAGAGAUGGGACAAGUAGAGACUAGUGAUGAUGAUACUAAGGGAAAACGAACGCUUAUCUAGUUUAAUUUAGUUUUGACAAUUUGUUUGAACGUCUAUUUUAUGUCGAUUUGUUGUGUUAUUUAUUCACAACAGAGCCUCAUGAUAUUGUUGCUGUGUAGCGUAACUUUUAAUUCAUCUUACUUUGAGAAAUUAUUCCAAGCUUAUACUUUGCACAUAAAUGUAAUCAUUCUUUUCAAACUGUUUUCACUCUUUUGUAAAGUGUUAUGUAGAAAAGCUUCCAGAGGUCGUCAUUUGAAAGGUCAGUAAACUGUUUACAUAUGUAGAGGAUAUUAAGAAUCUGGACCGGUUACAUUGUUUGCACCAGAUGAAGAUUAGUUAGAUUUAUGAAAGCGAAGGGAGAAAACUACAGUCUGGGAUACUAUUGAUGACAGAAAUUAUGGGUUAAAGGGGCAAUCCUGGAUUUGUAAAACAAGCAGUCAAGUAUCAAUGGCUAUAUAUCAUGAAUUUAAGUCAAAAAAUUGAUUUGUACCAAUUCCAGAUUGCCCCUUUUUCUAUCAAUGAUUUUGAGUACAGGAAGUACGACUUUCAUUUACAAUAGAUAAUCUCCCUCUGAUUAAUCCUACAGAUAAUGUUAUUACACGUGUUUAUUAUGUUAUGUCUUUAUAACAUAUAAUCAAAUAGAGUUAAUAUAUGUUUAUAAAAAUACCUCUACUAAUUCCAUUCAGAUGUAUAUGUUCUUCAGUUUUUCUUCUCCCAUUUCUACAUCAAUGUUGUCUCCAUUUUAAAACAUAUGGACCUGGUGUACAGUAUAUGAAAUGAUGGUGGUUUAUAGUAUAUGGUUUGAUGUUUCCAUACAGACUUGAUAUUUCCCCACAAAAGCUGUACAGUAAUAACACGUCCAUCUGCUGUCCACUGAGUAUAUUGUAGUCAUCACCUGUAUAAGUACUGUACCAUAUUGUGUUCACACAUUUACAUGGCAAUACAAUCCAAAACAUGGCUGAAAAAUGACUGGUA